Ambispora gerdemannii is the source of this 987-nucleotide messenger RNA. The record is from the annotation of a GenBank genome assembly. NCBI's taxonomy places the organism in Eukaryota, Fungi, Glomeromycota, Glomeromycetes, Archaeosporales, Ambisporaceae.
AUGGCUGGGGAAAAGGAAGUUGAAAAAAUAAUUUGUAUUGUCUGCGAUCUCUCUUUACUUUUAAUCCUUUUCUACCAACUCGUGGUGUAUGUGCGUCGUUACAAUGAAGACCGUCUUUUCCUAAAAUCUUUUAUUUGGUCGAAUUUUGCUCUGGAAUUAGCAUCAUCAGUUUUUCUAAUACUUUUCCUAUUCCGGGAUAAAAGAUGGGAAAUCGGCGGAAUAAUAGCCAGCGGCCUAAUAACAUUACUGGCACAAUUUUUUCUUGGAUUCCAAGCAUACCUUACAUGCAAUAGUCAACGAUUGACCUUUUUAUUCGGAGUUUUUGUAGCGGCGUGUUUCACUUUUACGAGUGGAAUUGCGUGUGCCGUUGUUUUGGCAAACUUUCAAGUCGAUUACAUCACAACUUUGAUUUAUUUAUCACUGUCUGCAGGAUUGGACUUGUUACUAGUUUCUGUGUUCUCUUAUGGAUUUUUUAAAGGCAAAGAAACCUUUGACCCGCAUGCGUAUCAAGUAAUGCGCAUCCUCAUUGUCACCAUGAAUGUAUUAACUUUGAUAGCCUUUUUGGAAUUAAUCAUAUACGCCGUUUUCCACACAAAUCUCUUUGUACAUGUCUUUUCAACAAAAUGUUAUUUCCUACUGGUUCUUUGGCCAAUCAAUCAUCGAGUAUCCUCUACAAUCAAUGAUAACCGGAAUUCAUGUGACGACUAUAGUCAAGACAAGAAAAAACCCUCCUCCAACAGCAAUAGCAAAAACAAACACCACAAUUCAAUUGAAGUUGAACCAAGUAGAAUAAGCGAAAGUAGCGGGUACGUGUAUGAACUCCCACGACAAAAUCAAAACAUCAUCAGUGCGCCGGCUUCUGUCUAUCAUUCGAGGUCGAAAUCAAGUGCGACGAGCACAAUGACAAUGACUUCGUCACAUCGUCUUAGUCAAGUCAAUUUGGAAGCUUCCCAUGCUGGAUAUUGGGCAUCCUUGGAUGAUGAAUAG